AUGAAGUUCUGGUCCCAGCUUCGGUUGCUCCUAUGGAAAAAUUGUUUAAGUCACUCGCGGCAGAAGCUGCGAGUCGUCAUAGAGAUCAUCUGGCCCUUAUUACUGUUCCUGAUACUGAUGUGGGUGCGGACCCGCGGUCUCAAGCUCUAUAUUCACGAAUGUCAUUUCGAUCAGAAAGCGAUGCCCUCAGCAGGAUUGAUCCCGUUCGUUCAGAGCACGGUAUGUACUCUGAACAACACGUGUCAUGACAAAAUGGCAUCGGACAACCGAUAUACUUUCGAAUACAACACCUCUCUACUUCUACAAUUAAUGGGUGAUGUCGACAACAUAGUCCGGGAGAAACUCCACGGAGAGACUCUUAACUCAAUCCGGAAGCUAUCCUUCGACCUCCAGGAGCUUUCGGCUUUUGUUAAAAAAGUCACUAAUCCACAAAUACCCUUGAAAGGGAAGAUAUGGGUGAAAAAUAUUCUCCGAGUGAAGUCUGCAGAGGAAUUCGUCGAAACGUUCAAAGAGGUGAACGUAACGAUACCCGAUUCCGUAGCAGAAAGAUUCUAUGAUGUUUCUCUGAGCGUCAGCGGAUUGCAGCAGAUUUUCGAUCGAGGUCGGCAAGACAUCUACUCGCAUCUGUGCAGCUCUGACGCUCUCCAGAAGCUGCUAGACAUCAUGGAUAACAACGCCGACUCCUUGCCACAGCAAUUAUGCAAUUUGACUGAGCCCGAGGCAAUUUUGUUCACCUCGAACGUAGUUCGCAAUUUCGACUGGAACGCUACCCUCACCGAGAUAGCUGGGGUAACGGAGAAGAGCGGUUACGACAUCGGUCAGGAGGAUUGGCGGAAAGCGUUGUCCACGGCGCAGCAGGUCCGAAAGGAAGUGUCCGAUCUCAGUAGUCUGCGGGAAAUGCUCAACAGUCUCUCCAGGAAGGUUUCUGAAUUGAAUCGACUGAUGGACCUGAGUGACGCGAACUCGACGAUUCGUUUCGUUCAAGCUGUAGUUUGUGGCCGAAAUUCGACGACUCUUCUAGACACCGAGCAUGGACCCGCUCAGCGGAUUGAAGAGUUCAGAGAGCAGAUCAAUUCAAACUUGCAGCAAAGCUCUCAGAAUUCCGACAAGAAAAACGACGACAAAUACGUCUACGACAACGCUACUUCGCAACGAUGUAAUGCCAUCUUCAAAACGCUCGAAGAAAAUCAGAUCACCUUAUUCCUGUGGAAACAGCUGAAACCCUACGUUCGGGGCAAGAUUCUCUACUCCCCGAGGAACGUGGCAACUUUCAAGAUAAUCGAACGCGUGAAUAAAACAUUCGAACCCCUGCUGGCCAUCCGAGAUUUGGCGCACACUUGGUCCACCACUGUUCAGCCAAAAAUACAGGAUUGGAUGAAGAACCACUCUGAAGCAGUAGAUCAAAUAAAGAAACUCUCGACGACGGGAAGUCUGAAUUUUUUGAUGAUGAUGGAGGAGCACGUGAACAAUGCUAGUAGAACCACAGGAGACAAUGUGAAUUCGACUGGCGUGACGGAGACCUUAGGAUGGCUCGCUAAUGUUCCUGAGUACAUUCAAGGAGCGAACAGAAUCGCUCAUGAGAUCGAAAACGCACUGAACGUGAGUAGAACGCUUGAUGAAGUUCGAUGA
This is a messenger RNA of Galendromus occidentalis (western predatory mite), 1629 nucleotides long. RefSeq names its product ATP-binding cassette sub-family A member 1-like. The coding region runs from base 1 to 1629 and encodes 542 amino acids. The transcript has 8 exons. Lineage: Eukaryota; Metazoa; Arthropoda; Arachnida; Mesostigmata; Phytoseiidae. The record is from RefSeq and is a predicted model, not a curated record.